Molecule: messenger RNA, 1062 nt
Organism: Brassicogethes aeneus
Lineage: Eukaryota; Metazoa; Arthropoda; Insecta; Coleoptera; Nitidulidae
Source: the annotation of a GenBank genome assembly
UUAAUGAUUCCUGGUAGUCGAAUUAACACGAAACGUUUAUUAUUCUUAACGUUGCAAUGGUUGUAGUUAUACAGUGAAAAAUUAAUUUUAACUUUAACUUUUCUACAAUGAAACGGUUUAGUUUAUGCUUUUUGUUUUCUGCAAUAUUGUUUGUAGGUUCAGUAGAAAACACAUCCAUUACAUAUGUAACAUCAUAUUUGCCGAAAGGAGUAAUAAUGACAACAUCAGACAUACACAAAGAAAGCAUCAAUGUGCUAAAACCCUUGAUUUUUAUAUUUAACGAAAAAAACACACACAAUUUAUCCGGCAUAAUAAACGAAUACUUAAAAAAGCAAAUCACAAACGUUUUUAUAGUCGAGUAUACUUUAAACGAGGAAACUACCAAAGCAGCAAACAAAGUUGUUAAUGAAGUGGCUGAAUUUAUAGCGACCAUUUUUAAUAAAACAGGAGAAGAGUACCUAAACAUUCACUUGGUCGGAAUUGCGUCUGGAUCUCGGGUGGCUUUUGCGGUCGCUCAACGACUUCCCGAAUUAACUAAAAGAAAAGUAAAUAGGCUUACCAGCUUAGAGCCCACUUACAGCUUAAUUAAUAAUGAAAAAGGCGGGCCAAACGCUGAAAUUUUAAGCAAAAAUGUUAAUUUCGUGGAUACGGUGCACUCUAACUUUAAUGAAAAUGAAACUCGCCUGGGAGAUGUCAAUUUUUAUUUGUACAAAAAAGAUUGCGUACACGAUAAAUCAUUAAGCAAAAACUCCACUUUAUCAUUGGAAACUUUUGUCAAAUCGAUAAACUCAAACAAUUUGAAAGCACUAGAGUGUGAUUCAAUUGAAAACUUGGAAAAUGGAAAUUGUUUAUCUAAAAAGAAGAUUGUUUUUGGUGAAAAUGUUCCACAAGAUGCAAAAGGCAGUUAUUUUUUAAUCAUAAAACUUUAGAAUAGAAUAAUUAAAACACUUAUUUUUCGCAAGCAUUUUAAUUUCGUAGAAAAAUCCAAAGUAAAAAUUUCAAUGUUUACAAAUUAUCACAAUAAAGGAAAUUAAAAAUAAUGUUUGUUAUAUCUAUGCCUAA